This is a messenger RNA of Paraglomus occultum, 1351 nucleotides long. The record is from the annotation of a GenBank genome assembly. Lineage: Eukaryota; Fungi; Glomeromycota; Glomeromycetes; Paraglomerales; Paraglomeraceae.
AGGCUCUUCUGGAGGGUAUUAUGGGGGAUACAGCUCUAAUAGUAGAUGGGUGUUUUGGUAUUAUGGUCCGUACGGAGAUCGAUCAUGUGGUAAUCUUUGUAUCGCCACCUUCUCUCUACUUGCCAUAAUUGUUCUUACGAUAAUUGGAUGUUUCAUCCAUCACUGUAUUCGGUCCCGCAAACGAAAGAACCAUCAACCAAACUCUGAAACGUCUCACUCAACAGACGACCAUUAUGCCUCACCGUCAACGAAUCUAUAUUCGCAAAGUACUGAUCUUGAAAUUGGCAGCAUACCCCCAUCAUAUGAAAAUGAACCUCCUGCGCCUGAACCUAUUGCUUGGUAUGGCCAGAAACACGAAGCUUCAGCAGAAGCAUAUGAAGCAGGAGAAAAGUUUACACGAGAUUAUCCGCCUCAGGAGAAAUCACCAUCAAAUGCUGAAAUAAGUGACAUAAUCAAUAAAGGUGGUGCAUCGGCGUAUCGUUUUGAGCAUGACUCGCAAGUUGGCACGCGUCAGCAAACGACCAUAUUGAAUGACGGGCGACUAAUACAAUUUAAUGGGAAAGAAGAUGCCACGGUACAAACAAAUUAUCCAUUUGUUGUCCCAUCGCUUACAACCGACGAAAUAAGUACAAGUAGAGAUGAGAGCAAUGAGAGCAAAGACGUGAAGUACGAGAAAGGCGAGAAAAAUAUGAAGAAUGGUGAAAAGUUCAUGCGAAUGCCUAUGCCUAUGCCCGUGCCGACGUCCAAACCUACAACGCCCAAAGUAUCAUCGGAAUUAUUGCCAUACACGUUAUCAGAAAGCGAUCAAAAACGCUCUUCUCAUACAUCUUUGAAUGCGGUUGGAAAUCCGGAAAAUGUAUUACAUUAUUUUGAGAUAACUGUACUAUCUAAUACAAACCCAAAGAAGACGACAAUAGCAAUAGGUCUUGCUACAAAACCUUAUCCACCGUUCAGAUUACCCGGCUGGAACCUUUACUCAGUAGGCUAUCAUUCUGAUGAUGGACGCAAAUUUAAUGAUGCAUUUGGAGGGCGCGAAUACGGUCCUGAAUGGGGUAAAGUUGGGGACACUGUCGGAUGUGGAUAUUAUCCAGCUACUGGAUAUGUAUUUUUUACGAAAAACGGAAAGAAUCUUGGCACUGCAUUCACCGGAAUUCGACACCUUUGGUAUCCGACUGUUGGCGCAGACGGUCCAUGUAAAUUGGAGGUCAAUUUCGGAGAUGGACGACCAUUUAGAUACAAUGAAGCACGAGGCUUUGGACCUACAGGACCUUUACUGCUUGUGUAUAAUUUCGAGUUCUACAAAAUACAAGAGUCAGCAUCUUAUUAUGCUGUGGCAGGUCUUCCAUUUGAG